AUGAAGUACCUCGCUCUGCUAUCGGCCUUUCUUGCAUCGGCAUCAGCUGCCACUGUUCAGCUUCCCCGAGUUUCCUACAAUGGAUACAAGGUCUUCCGAGUGUCUGUCGAGGAGAGCAACAUCGGCCGCAUCAACGACGUCGUGGACAGGCUGAACCUCCAGACCUGGAAGGCCGCCAAGAAGGCAGGGUCCUUUGCAGACAUAGUAGUCCAGCCCGACCAGCUCGAGGCCUUCCAGAAGGAGACGCAAGAUCUGAAGCCCGUUGUCAUGCACGAAGAUCUUGGCCUCUCGAUCGAAGCUGAAUCAUCUUAUCCGACUUAUGCUAUCAAUGCUGUCAACAGCACGUGGUUCAAUGCGUACCACGCCUAUGCGGACCAUCUGCAAUGGCUCCGAGAUCUCUCUGCGCAGUUCCCCAACACCUCCGAGAUUGUCACCUCCGGCAACUCGCUGAACGGAAACCCCAUUACCGGCAUUCACUUCUGGGGCAGCUCUGGUAAAGGCGUGAAGCCUGCCGUCAUCCUGCACGGAACGGUUCACGCCAGAGAAUGGAUCACAACAUUGGUUGUCGAGUACUUCGCCUACACGCUGCUCACGAGCACUGAUGCCACCACUAAGGGCUUCCUGGAUAAAUACGACUUUUACUUCUUCCCGGUCGUGAACGUAGAUGGAUUCCUAUAUACCCAAAGCACCGAUCGCUUAUGGCGAAAGAACCGCCAGUCCAACUCUGGCAGCUCGUGCGUCGGUCGCGACAUCAACCGGAACUGGGCCUACCAGUGGAAUGUUCCUGGGGGCGCCUCUACCAAUCCUUGUGCCGAAGACUACAAAGGUGCCGCUGCUGGCGAUUCGGUUGAGUUCAAGGCCCUCUCUGCCUACAUCCAGAAGAUCAAGACGGCUCAGGGUCUCAAGCUCUACAUUGACUACCACUCCUACUCUCAACUUUUCAUGACGCCCUAUGGAUACUCUUGCACGGCCGUCGCGCCCAACAACAACGAUCUGCAAUCACUGGCCAAGGGCGCCGUUGCUGCUAUUCGUGCGGUCCACGGCACCUCGUUUGAAUACGGCCCCAUCUGCUCGACCAUCUAUCAAGCCACUGGCUCCAGUGUAGAUUAUGUGAACGAUGUUAUCAAGGCGGAUUACACUUUCACAUCCGAGCUCAGAGACACGGGCCGAUACGGCUUUGUCCUCCCGGCGGACCAGAUCUUGCCCAGCGGCGAGGAGGCAUACGCAGGCUUCAAGUACUUGCUGCAGAACAUGAAGUGA
Messenger RNA from Trichoderma citrinoviride, 1260 nucleotides. RefSeq lists its product as hypothetical. The coding region runs from base 1 to 1260 and encodes 419 amino acids. The record is from RefSeq and is a predicted model, not a curated record. NCBI's taxonomy places the organism in Eukaryota, Fungi, Ascomycota, Sordariomycetes, Hypocreales, Hypocreaceae. Gene Ontology annotation, biological process: proteolysis. Gene Ontology annotation, molecular function: zinc ion binding; metallocarboxypeptidase activity. The transcript has 3 exons.